AUGGCUAGAAGAAAACAGAGAAUGGCCUGUAUCACCAACAAUUCAGCCAGAAAAACUACAUUCAAGAAAAGGAAAAACAAUAUGAUGAAGAAGUUGAGAGAACUAAGUACUCUUUGUGGAAUUGAAGCAUGUGCAAUAAUUUACAGCCCAUUUGAUUUUGAACCCGAGGUUUGGCCUUCUUCUUAUGCAAUUGAAAAUGCUCUGAAAAAGUUAAAGGAUAUGCCUGCGAUAGAGAAGAGUAGGAAGAUGUUGAGCCAAGAAAGCUAUCUGAAGGGGAUGAUCUCUAAAGCAUACGCAAAGUUAAAGAGAGUGAGAAGGGAAAAUCAUGAGAAGGAAUUGAAAGCUGUCAUGUUCCAAAGUCUCACCAAAGGAAUUCCUCAAUUCCAAAAUCUGAACUUGAUGGAUAUGGAUGAUCUUGGGCGGCUUAUCAUCCAAAAAUUGAAUGAGAUUGAUAACAAAAAAAAGAGUCUCCGUGAGGAGGUGACCGAAAGUCAGAACCAGACUAUCCAACUUACUCCAAUAGUGAACAUGGUGAAUCCAAAUCCUCACCAAAUAUGAGAUUUGAUGGAGAUGAGGCAAUCCUAUUUGGAGAUCCACA
Molecule: messenger RNA, 598 nt
Organism: Rosa chinensis
Lineage: Eukaryota; Viridiplantae; Streptophyta; Magnoliopsida; Rosales; Rosaceae
Product: agamous-like MADS-box protein AGL80
Exons: 1
Coding region: 1-558 (185 amino acids)
Biological process (GO): regulation of transcription by RNA polymerase II
Molecular function (GO): protein dimerization activity; DNA-binding transcription factor activity, RNA polymerase II-specific; RNA polymerase II cis-regulatory region sequence-specific DNA binding
Source: RefSeq, a predicted model, not a curated record